Molecule: messenger RNA, 2085 nt
Organism: Lichtheimia ornata
Lineage: Eukaryota; Fungi; Mucoromycota; Mucoromycetes; Mucorales; Lichtheimiaceae
Exons: 2
Coding region: 1-2085 (694 amino acids)
Molecular function (GO): protein binding
Source: RefSeq, a predicted model, not a curated record
AUGGCUGAUUCCUGGGACGAUUUCACCGCGAACCCCAUUCUUACCAUCAAGUCAGGCACAUGCCCCAAAGCUGUUGCUGAUUCGACAGACCGUCUUUGCCAAUGCGCCCAAGAUCAGCUGGAACACCUUGAAGCCCGUGCAAGAACUUUGGCGACUUGUGGUCACUUUGAAGAAGCCUUGAAAGAUGCUUAUACAAUGACACGCGUGGUUCGUUCUUCGCCAUUGGGUUAUUUGUGUGUGGGUCACGUGUAUGCACUUCAAGGACGACAAAAGGCGGCGAUUGGUAUUUACGAGCAAGGACUGGAUGCUGUUCCAUCAACCGAUCCCUCUCGUCAACGACUUGUCGAAGCACGAUCAAUGGCUCAAGAGCGUGAUAGCACAAGAAUUGAUUUCAUCAAGGAGCUCCCUAUCGACAUCAUUGAGAACAUUGCACCAUGGAUCUUGUGUCCGCAGGAACAGAUACCACCGAGUGAAAUACGAGAGUAUCUUGACGUAUCACGUGUAUGGCGAGAAAGACUAUUGAUGUCCAUACGAGAACUGCACAUUGAAAGCACUCCCGAUGAUGAUCUUGCCGAUGACGAUGAUUUACUUGAGCAGAUUGCACCCAUUUGUACUGCUCUUACGCUCCAAGAUACGACAGACGGGUUCCCUCGACUCAUGCCAAAAACACUAUUUCCUUCGUUAAAGGCUUUAAAUGAUGCAGAAGAACCUUUGAGUAAUGAAACAACGCCUGAAAUAUGCACGAAUGCACUCGCGUCUGUGGGAUCAACCUUGAGAUAUCUGACAAUCAAUGCAUGGGAAUAUGGGAUUUGCCUUGGCGAUAUCCUCAGCAGCUGUCCGAACCUAGUGUAUUUGGAGGCGCGCAAGAUGGAUGCGGAUUUGGCGAAUGGACCUGAAUGCCAUCCGAAUCUCAAAAUAUUGCUGUCCUGGGAUUGGAAUAUUGAAGCAGUGGAUAUCGAUGACAUUACCAAGCGAUUACCUGGAUUGGAAGUGUUUGCCGCUAACCCUAUUGAAUACACCAAAGAUUUGAAGACCAUCCAAGACAAUUGCCCCUAUGUCAAAGUCCUUGGCAUUAAUGAUCACGAGACCUCUUAUUUCUAUUUGCCCUCCACCAUCACAAGGACGACGAGCAAGCAUGAUGAUGAUCGUGUGGGUGGUGUACAUACACUCUAUAUUGAUCGCUUUGAUACAACAACUUUCUAUUCGAAUAUCAGGGAGGUGAUGGAUUUCAUGAGGCGUAACAACCACACUUUGCAACAUGUCUACUUUUACUAUCCACUGGGUGGUCGAGGUGGCAAAAACGCAUCCAUCCUUAACCAUGCAAUCCAGGCUGCUGAUGGUGGUGGUGGUGCUCCCUACUUCAAGUCAAUGACAACUUUUACCAACUGUAUAUGCGACUAUGAUGAUAUUCUUUUAACAAGAUGGAUCGUACGGGAAUCUCCUCAUUUAAAGGAACUCGAAUUAAUGAGGUACGCGGCUUACUCUGCGGGUCCGGCUGACACAAGUGCAUUAUUUGAUGAUCUGAUUGGCCGUUGCGAACUUGAGUCUGUGGUCUUUGACUUGAAAGCGGAUCCUGCCAUGGAUAUGGGAGGCGUUGAACGAUUUAUUCAAUACCAUGGCACCUUUGAUUCCCCAUUACACACAUUAACCCUUCCCAAGCACACACGACUUUCCAAGGAUGCAUUGGAGGUAUUGACAAGGUUGCCACAACUUGAGAAAUUGAACAUCAGCUGGCCUUUGAUGAAGGAAGAGGAUCAAGAGGAUGAAAAUUGUUCCCAUCUUAUUGGCAAAUUGAAGCGAUUGCAGCAUUUAGAAAUAUGGAGCGAUGAGGUUAUCCCUGACGACGUCUUUUUACAGCUAUCCAAGCUAAACGUCACCUCACUCAAGUUACACAUGCCCAUCUUUAAGUCCUCCAAACAGCUCGCUUUAUUAAGCCUACUGCAAUGCCCAAAAUUAGAAGAGCUGGAUGUUAGUGAUUCUUCCCAUGAAGAUGACGUUAGUGUUUCUUCCUAUGAAGAUGACCCACAGAUUGACGAGAUUAGAAACAUGUUAGGAAGCAAGAUAGAGACAGUAAAUUUUAGUUAA